Molecule: messenger RNA, 10314 nt
Organism: Coregonus sp. 'balchen'
Lineage: Eukaryota; Metazoa; Chordata; Actinopteri; Salmoniformes; Salmonidae
Source: the annotation of a GenBank genome assembly
AGUGAACUAACAAAGAAGAGGUUUGUCAAUUGCCAAAGAGUUAGGAAACGUGGCCUUAGCAAAAGAGAACCCAACAUAAUAGAAACAAGCAAUCUUGAAAGACCGCAAAUAGCGUACACGACUCCGUUGGGUUGGUGGAUAACUUGCAAACAUGGCCGAUGUUAAUCAAGGAUCGGUUUUACCAAGCGAAACUUCACCUCCCGUUCUGGACGGACUGAAUGCAACCGACUCAAAUGGUACCGAAGCUGUCAACGCGACUGUGGCCAAGUUUGUGGCAACACCGGAGGGAACGGCACUGGCAUAUGGCAGCCUUGUGUUCAUGGCUCUGUUGCCCAUCUUCUUCGGUGCACUGCGGUCAGUCAGCUGUGGCAAAAGCAAGGUAUUGUUAACAUGAAUGCAAUUUACAAGCUAGCUAGGUAGUUUACGCAGCUAACAGUGGGAACCUAGCUAGCUAACUUGGUUCCUGUUAGGCAAUAAAGAAAGGAUGCAACGAUCCUCAUUCACCUGUCAGUAGUCUGUCCAGGGUGCAACACUAGCCAGUUGUCACUCACGUUCCACAUUCCGUGUUUCUGUUCCACAUCCAGACAAGUCUGAUGUAGCUAGUCAGCCAGUUAUCUAAUCAUGGCUAAGGUAACUACAAUGAAUGACUGGCAGGCCUUGACUGGGGCUGUCAAUGCGCCAAAUGUUAAGCCGAUUUGCCUGGUAGUUUACUCUUAGCUAACUAGAUUCGUUUAUUGUUGAUAGUAGCCAAUACUAUUUUUAAUCAUGACAUUUACCUAGUUGGCAAGAUGUUAUUCGAAUCAUUGAUUUCAGCCAGGAGGGUGCCACUGCCAAGUCUUGUGCGAGUAGUAGGUGAUUGAGAGAUGUGUGCAAGGUUCAGUUUUUAUAAAAAUGUGUUUCUUCUCUAAGGUACCUGGGCUCAAUGUAUAGUAGGAAUAUGCUAAUCAUAGUUUGAUUCUCUUAAUUACACGUGUCCUUACUGCCAUCACUUCUGGUCUUUCAGUCGGUGGGUGGACGGAAACGGAUGAUGCAUGACUUGGUUGUCUGAUGACAUGACCGAUUAGAGAGAACAGGCUUUUUGAGUGACGUGAAACUAAACUAGCUACUUUUCUGUUGGUGUGUUGAACUAACUUGCACUCUACUAACGAGCUUUUCAUUUGUGGUUGGUUGCUGCCUCAUCCAGAAUCUCGGCUGGCGCUUACUAUAGAUUACUUACUAACGUUAUGCUCUUACAAUAUACUCCGCUAAUGACUUUCUGUGCACUUAUUUCGUCCUUAGGUUGCUGGAGAAAAUGGUUGCGAUUAUGAGUACAGAGUGAGUAUUAGAACUGAUACUCAGAACAGUCAGUCGACAGUAUUUUCUAUUUUAGCUUAACUAUUUUUUUUUUUUACUGACACCUCAUUGUUCGUGGCAGUCUGGAAGAUGGGGGGGCGGGGGGGUGGUGGCGGGGGGGGCUACAGGUUAAUAAUCAAUGAGGAUGUGGGUCCGUUUCGUGUACAGGGCAAGUCCCCUGGACCAGAAUCACACUGAACAGGGUGGGUGUAAGCUGAAAAGGUUCAAGGACUGUGCUAUAGAAUAAACUGGCACAGAAGGUGAUACAUUUAGGCCUCUAGAAUAUAAUAUAAUAAUUUGCCAUUUAGCAGACGCUUUUAUCCAAAGCGACUUACAGUCAUGUGUGCAUACAUUUUUUACGUAUGGGUGGUCCCGGGGAUCGAACCCACUACCCAGGCAUUACAAGCGCCAUGCUCUACCAAUUGAGCUACAGAGGACCAAUCUACUGGACAUGUGGUCUUUAGAGUUGGAUGGAAUGAAUCGCUUGCCCUUUGCAGUCCUGUCUUGUUCCUUGCUGCUCAUCGCACCACAUUGACCCAUUUUUAAAUUCUAUUCCCUGUGCAGAUUUGCUAAUUUAAUUCAGAUAGGCCUAUCUCUAGUGGGACAUGAACAUGUAACCUGCCUGAGUUUGUCAUUCACCUAACUACUUAUUUUGUGAAGAAUUAGUCUGUAAUGCGAUGAGCCACUAAAGGUUAUGACUGUGUUUUUAGAGGCAGGUUGAUAUUAAAUUAAGACAUUCUAGUGCUUUCUCUUUUGAAGAGGAACUUUGGCAAUGUGCAUUGAAACAAUUUUUUUUUCUGGAUCAAAAUGGGGCUGAGGUAGGCCCUCCUGUUGGACGCAGUGACAAAAUGUAGCCGUUUUUAAAGCUAAUUUCCUGCUAUUCUACACACUGGACAUAGGCGACCUGUGUAAAAAAUAAAAUAAAUACCCCCAAUACUUUUCUGUGCAGAAAAAAACCCUGCAUAUUGAUUCAUUUAUGUUUUGAAGGAACUUAGGAAGUGCGCUGCUUAUGCUCGUCCACUCACAACAACCCUCGUUUCUCUCCCCAGAACUCCUCAGACAUGCCAGAGACCAUCACAGGUAGAGAUGCUGCACGGUUCCCCAUCAUCGCCAGCUGCACCCUUUUCGGCCUCUAUCUCUUCUUCAAAGUGAGUGUCAUCACCCCCACCACCUCUCUCUGCGUCACUUGUGUUUUGUCCUGAAUCAUUUCCUGCAGUAUUACAAUUGAAUAAGCUACUGCUUUCCCCUCCAACAAUCUCCCGCAUAGCUCUGUACCUCUGCUUUACCAUACGAUCAGCUGUAUCUGCGUUAAUCCUUCCUUGCACGCCAUGCUCACAUCAUGCAUGCUCUGUCGUUAUUGAUUCCCCUUUUCAGCUCCCUGAGACUAGUGGUGGGAUACUGUAUGUUGGGGAGUAGUACUAAAUUGGAUUUGUUUCAAUCAUAGAUUUUCUCACAAGAGUACAUCAACUUGCUGCUGUCAAUGUAUUUCUUUGUCCUGGGGAUUUUGGCACUGUCUCAUACAAUGAGGUGAGGCUUGUUUGAUCACUUUAUUAGGUUCUCCUUUCACUUUAUAUGACAUUGAUAUAGCCUGAUUAAACAGUCUCAACAUAAUUUCUGCCCACCGUCUCUCCAUUAGUCCCUUCAUGAACAGGAUCUUCCCUGCUAACAUUCCCAUCAAGCAGUACCAGCUGCUCUUCACUCAGGGCUCAGGAGAGACCAAAGAAGGUGAGGAUGAAACGGAAUGAGAGCUAGAAACAGUAAUGUGGUUAAUACACUGUAAAAGCACACGUUUAACAUCAGUCACUGAUGAUCCUCCCUCCAACAGAAAUAGUCAACUAUGAGUUUGACACCAAGGACAUGAUCUGCCUGGUCAUCAGCACUGUGGUUGGGGUUUGGUACGUCCUCAAGAAGGUCAGUUAAAGUUACACUACAGUAUAUUAAUGUAGUGUAUUUUGCCUUUUUAUGGUGUUGCAAUUUUGUUGGUAGUGUAGAGGGUAAUGGUGUAAGCUUACAGUUAGUCCUAGAUAAAAAGUUGAAGACACCAAAUGGUCAGGCUGGAGUUCGUUGCAGAACAUUCCCUCAGUUUAAUACUCUGUGGUUGUGUUCAUCUGAGUUUGUCUUAGAAUAAUAUAUGCCAUUUAGAAAACUAUUUUAUCCAACGUGACCUAGUCAUGCGUGCAUACAUUUUAUGUUUGGGUUCCUAGUCUUCUGUAUGUGUGGGUGUUAUGUAUGUUCUUCUUUGAACAUGUGUUCUUUGGUUCUUCCCAGCACUGGAUUGCCAACAACCUCUUUGGCUUGGCGUUUGCCCUGAAUGGGGUGGAGCUUCUGCACUUGAACAACAUCAGUACUGGCUGCAUCCUGCUGGGGGGACUGUUUGUGUAUGAUGUCUUCUGGGUAAGUCUGCCACCUGACCCCAAUACUGUACUACUAGGUUAUACACCAGAGGGGGACACUACAACGCAGAAUCAAUGAGUUAUCCAGCUACUUUGAUAAACAACCAAAAAUAACUUGAUGUUCAGGUUCAUUAAGAAAGCUAAACUUCUAUGUGUUUUUGGUUGUUGGGUCAAUUAGACCAUGCCAAUUUAAAAUGUAUCUUAAAUAUCUCUAUAGAUAGAUAUAUAUCCAAAUGUUUAGACGAGUUAGCUGGCUAACUCAUUGAUUCUGCUUUGUAGUAAACCCCUCAGGCCCAGUCAAAGCGUUAAGCUGGGAGGAUGAGUCACUUGAAUAAACACAACCGUUAUCCCUGUAGGUGUUUGGCACCAAUGUCAUGGUUACCGUGGCCAAGUCGUUCGAGGCACCCAUUAAGUGUGAGUAAAGGGACUUUUAUUUAUUUAUUGUGAAGUCAAUGCAGUCAAUAAUUAUAGACAGUAUUUAAUGUGUAACUUUACUUUAAUGGGUGCUAUGUAAAUGUCUGUUAGACAUGCACUUCACUUUUUGUUAGACUGCCUGUGAAAAGCUGCAUCUAUCAAAUCAAAGGUGUGUUGACUAAGUGAAAUGCUUACCUACGGGCCCGUCCCAACAAUGCAGAGAGAAGGAAAAUGGAGAAAUAAUAGAAAAGUAAAACGCGUAAUAAUAUAUACACAAUGAGUAACGAUAACUUGGCUAUAUACACGGGGUACCAGUCCCGACUUGAUGUGCAGGGGUGUGAGGUAAUUGAGGUAGAUAUGUACAUAUAACUAGGAAUAAAGUGACAGAUCGUAAACAGUAGCAGCAGCAGCGUAUGUGAUGCGUAGAAGUUAGUGCAAAAAACGGUAAAUGUAGAUAGUCUGGGUACCAUUUGGUUAACGAUUUAGCAGUCUCAUGGCUUGUGGUUAGAAGCUGUUCAGGGUCCUGUUGGUUUCUAGACUUGGUGCAUCGGUACCGCGCUGGCCAAGAGAAGCAUAGAGAAGUCUGACUUGGGUGUCUGGAGUCUGACAAUUUUUAGGGCCUUCCUCUGACACCGCCUGGUAUAGAGGUCCUGGAUGGCAGGGAGCUUGGCCCCAGUGAUGUACUGGGCCGUACGCAGUACCCUCUAGCGCCUUGCGUUCGGAUGCCAAGCAGUUGCCAUACCAAGUGGUGAUGCAGCCAGUCAAGAUGCUUUCAAUGGUGCAGCUGCCCAUGCCAAAUCUUUUCAGCCUCCUGAGGGGGAAGAGGCGUUGUCGUACCCUCUUCACGACUAUGUUGGUGUGUUUGGACCAUGAUAUAUCCAUAGUGACGUGGACACUGGGAAACUGAAGUUCUCGAACCACUCCACUACAGCCCCGUCGAUGUAAAUGGGGGCGUGCUAGCCCCUCCGUUUCCUGUGGUACACGAUCAACUCCUUUGUCUUGUUUAUGUUGUGGGAGAGGUUGUUGUCCUGGCACCACACUGCCAGUUCUCUGACCUACUCCCUAUAGGCUGUCUCGUCGUCGGUGAUCAGGCCUACCACCGGCGUGUUGUCGGCAAACUUAAUGAUGGUGUUGGAGUCGUGGGAGAACAGGGAGUACAGGAGGGGACUAAGCAGGCACCCCUGAGGGGUUUCCCUGAGUUGAGGGUCAGUGUGGCGGAUGCGUUGUUGCCUACCCUCCCAUCAGGAAGUCCAGGAUCCAGUUGCAGAGGGAGGUGUUCAGUCCCAGGGUCCUUAGCUUAGUGAUGAGCUUGGAGGGCACUAUGGUGUUGAACGCUGAGCUGUAGUCAAUGAACAGCGUUCUCACAUAGGUGUUCCUUUUGUCCAAGUGGGAAAGGGCAGUGUGGAGUGCAAUAGAAAUUGCAUAAUCUGUGGAUCUAUUGGGGCGGCUUGGGUCUGGGAUGAUGAUUGUGUUGAUGUGAGUCAUGACCAGCCUUUCAACGCAUUUGUCUUCAGAUGUGAGUGCUACAGGUUGAUAGUCAUUUAGGCAGGUUACCUUGGCGUUCUUGGGCACAGGGACUAUGGUGGUCUGCUUGAAACAUGUAGGUAUUACAGACUGGGUCAGGGAGAGGUUGAAAAUGUCAGUGAAGACACUUGCCAGCUGGUCAGCGCAUGCUUGGAGUUCGUGUCCUGGUAAUCCGUCCGGCCUUAUGAAUGUUAACCUGUUUAAAGGUCUUACUGAGAUCGGCUACGGAGAGCUUGAUCACACAGUCGUCCGGAACAGCUGGUGCUCUCAUGCAUCGUUCAGUGUUGCUUGCCUCGAAACGAGCAUAAAGGCAUUUAGCUUAUCUAGUCUAGUAGGCUCGCGUCACUGGGCAGCUCGCAGCUGGGUUUCCCUUUGUAACCCGUGAUAGUUUGCGAGCCCUGCCACAUGCGACAAGCGUCGGCGCCAGUGUAGUAGGAUUCGAUCAUAAUCCUGUAUUGACGCUUUGCCUGUUUAAUGGGGCGGCAGGUAGCUUAGUGGUUAAGAUGGUUGUGCCAGUAACCGAAAGGUCGCUGGUUCUAAUCCCCAAGCCGACUAGGUGAAAAAUCUGUCGACGUGCCCUUGAGCAAGGCACUUUACCCUAAUUGCUCCUGUAAGUCGCUCUGGAUAAGAGCGUCUGCUAAAUGACUAAAAUGUAAAUGUUAAUGUUUUGACAGGUGUAGCAGGAUUUCUUAUAAGCGUCCGGGUUAGUGUCCCGCUCCUUGAAAGUGGCAGCUCUACCCUUUAGCUCAGUGCGGAUGUUGCCUGUAAUCCACGGCUUCUGGUUGGGAGAUGUAUGUACGGUCAAUGUGGGGAUGACGUCGUCGACACACUUAUUAAUGAAGCCGGUGACUGAUGUGGUAAACUCCUCAAUGCCAUCGGAUGUGUCCCGGAACAUAUUCUAGUCUGAACAUAUUCCGUAUUGAACGCAUCACUGGUACUUCCUAUGAGUUUUUGCUUGUAAGCAGGAAUCGGGAGGAUAGCGUUAUGAUCAGAUUUGUGAAAUGGAGGGCGAGGGAGAGCUUUGGAUGCGUCUCUGUGUGUGAAGUAAAGGUGAUCCAGUUUUUUUUGUUGCCUCUAAAUGCACAGGUGACAUGCUGGUAGAAAUGAGGUAAAACAGAUUUCAGUUUUCCUGCAUUAAAUGACCGUACCGCCACUAGGAGGGCCGCCUCUGGAUGAGCAUUUUCUUGUUUGCUUAUGGCCUUGUACAGCUCGUUGAGUGCGGUCUUAGUAACAGCAUCGAUUUGUGGCGGUUAACAGAUGGCUGCAAAAAAUAUAGAUUAGAAGAAGGUAAAUAGUACGGUCUACAGCUUAUCCAUGAGGUAUUCUAUCUCGGGCAGGCAGAACCUUGAGACUUCCUUAAUAUUACAGAUUGCGCACCAGCCCUCUUGCGCUUACGGUGGCCUUUAUAUAUUGCUGUCUCUUCCGAGUGUCGGGAUUAGAGUCUGGUCCGGGGUGAACAGUUUGUCCUGUGCCGCCAACUCGUUGAAGUAGAAAUCUUCAUCCAAAUUUGAAGUUUGUGAUCGCUGCGCUGAUGUCCAGAAGCUAUUUUUUGUCAUAGGAAACACUGGCUGAAACAUUCAGUACAAAAAAAAGUUAAGAUCAGCGAAAAAAUCUGACAAAAUAGCAGAAUUGGUCAGGAGCCUGUAAAAAAAAUGGCCGCUGUGCAUUCCAGCGCCAUUUUAAUAAUCAUGCCAGUCAGUCACUGUGUCAUCACACUGCUUUUGGUCUCUGUAAUCGGUUCACAUCUGACAUAUGACACAUGAUUUUCUUCCUCUUUCUCCUCCUCCUCUUCUCUCAGUGGUGUUUCCCCAGGACCUGCUGGAGAAGGGUCUGGGUGCCAGUCAAUUUGCCAUGCUGGGCCUGGGAGAUAUUGUCAUUCCAGGCAAGUAAACAUUCUCUUCAGUCAACAGUCGUGUCUAAUUUUACAUACAAGUUGGCUUGACUUGUCCCAUCCACUAGAUAAUGGUAGUACUUCAGCAUUAGAUCCACCUCCAGUAAAGCUUAUUUUCUUCUAAUAGCGCUGUCCCCUUUGUUAAUGUUAAUAUUACGUUUUAUUUUUCAGGGAUCUUCAUUGCUUUACUCCUCCGCUUUGAUGUCAGGUGAGCUCUAACUCCUCUCUUAUAUCAUGGCCCAUGUCCUCCCUACCUGCCAUAUGUUUAAUGUUCUGUCUCUGCUCCCUCCAGUCUGAAGAAGAACACCAGGACCUAUUUCUACACCAGCUUCCUGGCCUACAUCUUCGGCCUGGGCCUGACCAUCUGGGUCAUGCACACCUUCAAACACGCCCAGGUGAGAGAGGCUCUGACUCCCAGGUCACCGUUAUGUCGACUUGGCUGGUACCAACUGGUUGUCUUGUCUCUCUCUCUCUUCCUUCCCAGCCUGCCUUGCUGUACCUGGUCCCAGCCUGUAUUGGAUUCCCAGUGGUUGUAGCUCUGUUGAAAGGAGAACUGACUGAAAUGUUCAGGUAAUAACACCUUCCCUGUUUCCAUCAUGGCAUUUGUUUUUUCAGCCCAGCUCACUCAGGCUCAUCACCAGUGGUAGUGAACGUUUAGCCUGUUUCACCAUGCAGCACCAGAUGGCGAUAUUGAUUGCCUGUCUCGUUUUAGCUUGACAUAAUAUCUGUGCCUCCAAGAUCAUUCAGCAUCGAGACUGUGAGAUGCCUCUUUUUUUUUUUUCCACUGUCUUCACCCGUCAUACAAUUGCUCCUCCAGACUCAAAGAUCAUUGACAUGAUUACAAUAAAUAGAUAUCAUUCCUCUCACCCAGUGCUGCUUGGAGUAUUGUGUGUACUGUAAAUGCCCCGGUCAUGUACCUACUCAUCCAUACACACACAUGCUGGGUCAGGGCCUUGGUCCUCCUAGCUCUGGGGAUGUGGAGGGGUGACUGCUGCCUGUUAGCCAUAAUAACAGUGCUUAGACACCCAGCUGGGGCAACCACCUGCGCAGGGUCUGGGCUGGUGAAGGAGAGGAAACAUUCCCCAAACCUCUCCUGACAGAAAUGUGUCCUUGCUUCAUAAUCAUCAUGGUAACCACAAAGCUGUGACCUUGGGGUGGCACAAAGUAUGUGGAGAGAGGGUAAGAGACCUGGGGGUCAAAGCUGGCAGUGCCAAGGCUUCGUGCCAACCUGCCUGGUCAGUGUACUUUGACUUGUUCCUGUCUGUCACACUGCUGGUGUCUCGGACUAGACACACUUUACAUUCACUUCUUUACCCUCUCGCCCGCCCAUUUUGUUCGUCAUGUCUUUCCUGGUCUCCUUAAAAUAUAUUUAUGUUAUUUUCUGCCCCUCUGACAGGUAUGAGGAAGUGUCUGCGGAAGAUGCUGCAGCUAAAGAAGACACCUCAGAGGUUAAGAAAAAAGACAAAUGACGGCAAAGGUCUUAGAAGCUGGUCCAUCACUCUCUAGCACCACAUUCACAGCAGCCCACCUCUCUAUACACAUCCAAGGAGGGUCUUCAUGUUUCCCAUGAGUCGUGUGCUGUACAUGAAAAUGGCUGAUUUUAAUUAAAUAACUGUUUUAGCAUUGGGGAUAUUUUGUAGUUUAAGUGGUUUGUAAAACAGCUUUUCGGUGCGUAUGUUUCCCUUCUUGUUUUGUAUUCAUUUCCUUUUUGCAUUCUCAUAUGAUAUUUCUUGUUUUUAUUUCACUUGAAAGGCCAGAAUUGUUUUAAUCAAAGAAGUUUUACUAUUGUUUUGUUUUGGGGGGAAUCUUGAGAAAUCACAGGAAGCUGAACAUUUUUGAAAUUGCUCUCGGAGUCUCAGAUGUGUUUUUAUAAAGAUUGUUUAGUUUGGUUUCUGCACCAAGUCUAGUCUUGGUUUCAUAUAGAAAUCCCUUCCUCAUCGAGAAUGUGAAACAUCAUAGGACGAUGUAAGGGAGGCUAGAGAUGAGUCUACGAUUGUCAUACACAUGCUUUAUAAGGAACUUCACCUUUGCCACGGUCCUCUGGUCUGGAAGUAAGCCUAAAGACCUACCAUUCUCAAGGUAUAAUUGUGCCAAUUUAGUAGUGCAUGUAAUUACAUGUCACCUGACAUGUUGGUCAGUGUAACGGUAAUAAUUGUUCCGAAUUCAGAUCAGUGCAUUAAGGAAGUAACUGAACUUGGGCGAUCAAGAUAUCACAUUUUGAUAUUUGUAUGGACAUUUGCUAUGACACUGCUAUUUCUGUGAGUCCUACUCAUUCAUAUCCAAUCAGAGGAGUCUGUUAUAUGGAGAUGAAUUAUUGUAGGAGUUGUCCUGUGCAGUGACUGAGAGGUACCUGCAGGUGGAGACGGUGUCAAUUGAACCAUGUCUCCUCAGAGAGUGGAGACCCAAGGGACAAAAUAAUUCCUCUUGCUUUAGGUUGUGAUUGUUUUGCUUUGAUCAUGUAUUCUGGCCUUUUGCAGAAUGUGGCAGUGCGUUUCAGGCCCAGAUAGACGGGGGGGGGGGGGGCUUUUUCGUGUUAGGGAUUUAAGAUUGAGCAGUUUUGUAGUAAUGAGUUUAGGUGAAGUUCAUGCCCUGCCUGGUGAAGUUCAGUAACCCUGCUAUCAUUUCAAAUAAAUAUACUUUUUUUUUUCUCCUAUUGUACUUGUGCAAGUCAGAGUUUUAUUAUGACCCUUUGUUCACGAUCUGAUAUGUCAUCUAUUUUUAUUUGCAAUAAAUGUUGGUGUAUAUCACCGUAGAGGAGCA